Sphenostylis stenocarpa is the source of this 870-nucleotide messenger RNA. The record is from the annotation of a GenBank genome assembly. Lineage: Eukaryota; Viridiplantae; Streptophyta; Magnoliopsida; Fabales; Fabaceae.
AUGGCACAGUUCACUACGCAGGGUCGCCUGAAGCUGCUCUUCAAUGGGGAGGGCGUGUUUUCCAUUUUGGAGCACAAGGACCCUUUUCUCUAUAAGUGCAGAUCAGUUCAGACCCACAAGCGGAGAACAAGAUACAUAGGUUCUUCAGCUAGGAUUUACUAUGCUUCAACAUCAUCUCUGUAUAAUAAAAGCAACCGCUGUAAUGCGGGGCCCCGCUCCACUGCUGGCAAUGGGAGUGUUCAUGAUGAAUAUGAUGAUGAGGAGGAGGAGGAGGAUGAAGAUGAUGAUUGUGAUGAGGAGGAUGAUGAUGUGUUUGACCGAGAUGGUUUGUCUUGCUUCCGGGGUUUGGUGUUGGAUAUAGCUUACAGGCCAGUAAAUGUCGUAGGCUGGAAACGUGCUAUAUGUUUGGAGUUUAUGGAGAAGGCCGAUGUACUGGAGUAUUAUGCUAAGACAGUGAACUCUCCUAGUGGAUCUUUCUAUAUACCGGCUGUCUUAAGGGUUCCUCAUUUACUUCAGGUUGUUAAAAGAAGAAUAGUCAAGAGCAAUCUUAGUAGAAAAAAUAUACUAUUUCGGGACAAUUACACCUGUCAGUAUUGCUCUUCCCGUGAGAAUUUGACCAUUGAUCAUGUUGUGCCUGCUGCGCUAGGUGGAGAAUGGACAUGGGAAAAUUUAGUGACUGCUUGUGCUAAAUGCAACAGCAAAAAGGGUAAAAAAACUUUGGAGGAAGCAAAAAUGAAGUUGAUCAAAGUCCCAAAGGCCCCAAAGGACUAUGACAUUCUUGCCAUACCUCUAACUGCCGCAGCCCUAAGAAUGCUGUCAUUAAGAAAAGGAACACCUGAAGAAUGGCGUCAGUAUCUGAGGUCUCCUUGA